Molecule: messenger RNA, 1238 nt
Organism: Astrephomene gubernaculifera
Lineage: Eukaryota; Viridiplantae; Chlorophyta; Chlorophyceae; Chlamydomonadales; Astrephomenaceae
Source: the annotation of a GenBank genome assembly
GGCUUCGAAAAGAGCUACUUGGGCUAUCCUGUUAGACCUUUGUGACUUUAAGUUUGACGUGUGCAACUUGCAAGUCCCAUGGCCACGGCUACCGUGCGAUAACAGGGUAUAACGGCUCUUUAGCUAGCUGUGACAUUAGAGAAAUGCCUAUAGACUUCUUCGGACUCUUUUUCUUAGGCCUAGGGCCUGGAAUAGCGUUUUUCCUAGUCGUCAUUGCACGCAAGUCCUUCUUAGUUCUCCUCUCCCUUUUCAGCACUUUCGUAUGGCUCGUUGUCCUCCUCAUUACAUCAGCUAUCUUUAGGGGCUUCGUCCCCCUCAAGGUGCUCCAGGGGCCCUAUGCGGGCAUGUUGAUAGCCUCAGUGGCCAUCCAGGAAGCCGUACGGUACGGCUUGUGGCGCAUGAACCGCAAGGCGGUUGAGACGCUGGAGUCCAUGUCUCGCAGCUCGGGCCACCGCUUCUCGCAGCUGGACCGGCUGUACAUGGCCAUGGCCUGGGGCUACGGCCACGCCGCCUGCCACGCCAUUUUCUUCUUCCUGUCCAUGCUGCCACUCACGGUGGGAGACGGCACCUACUACAUCGACGCCUGCCCGCAGAUGUCCAUCUUCCUGGUGGGGGCGCUGUACUGCCUGGCGUUCGGCAUGCUGCUGACGUGCCUCAUGGUGGUGGCCUUCGACGGCUACAUGGGGCGCAAGCCCGCGCACGUGGGGGCGGCGGCGGUGCUGCACCUGGGGGCGGCGCUGCUGACGCUGCUGAACUUCCGCUCGGGCGGUUGUGUGGUCGCCAUGCCGGUGCUAAUUGCUGCGGGGCUGCUGAUGACGGUGUACACGGUGGGGAUAUGUUGGAAGACGGGCGCGAGGUGAUGCGCGGUUAGGUGUUGGAGAGGAUGUGUUGGAUUUGGUUGUGAGGAACGUAGGGACGUCAGUAAGGCGUACUGUGAUUCUCUUCUGCGACGUUAAUGUGUAGGUGUGAGUUUUACAUGUGGUCCUGUGCAGGUAGAUAGUUCCUGCGCAUGCAUGGCAUAUGACCGACCCACGGAGUAGACAAGACGGAACGGAUGGACCCGUGUCAGGGUAUUGUUAAUAAGCUCUCAUAUAAUGGACGUACAGUAUUUUCGAGCUUCCGGUCUAUUGUCAAUGGUAGACUGGCUGCUUUUAUCAUUCGUUCCCGCCUUGGCAUAUACGGCGAACGUCAAGCCUGGACGUAUGCUCACUAACCCUUUUCCAUUCCAUAACACCUCC